AUGUUUGUUGGAACGGGUACCGCAAGGUUUUUCGCCACAAAAGCCCAAAAGGCAGCAAAUGCAGGACAGCAGCACGGCCGUUUUACUGGCUAUGACCACGUCGUGCUCGUGAACCGAGUGAAUGCGCCGCGACGACCUCGCGGUAACACGCGAAACGCUUCCAGUGCCUUGCGCAUUCAGCAGCCUCUAUCACUUUCAGCGAACUUGUUCCGGAACGAAAAGAAAAAUGAUUGGCCACGCUGUUUCCCGCAGGUGCUCUGUGGGCUUCUAGUGGCGUUGCAGCUCCAGUCGAGCGAUUGCACGGUGUUCGCGAGCGCGAACCCCACCGAGAACGCUGGUACGGCACCGCUCGAAGCAGAGCCAUACCUGAAACAAGGGCGACCCGUCCCAGCGACGACUGAGCCACUGACUCUGGGUCAUGCCGCGGAUGUUGAGCACCGCGUCACGCGCGACGCUACAGGCACCCUGAUUCCCCUCGACAUUGUGCAGCUGCGGGCACCGCGCGACGUUCGCUCGCCGCCAGUUCGGUCACGAGAUGCCGUGCUUGUCCGGUACGUCGCGUUCCUUGAAGAUGGAACUGUGAUCGAAGACAAGAGAAACGGCAAAACUCCGGUUUUCUUCCGGGCGGGCACUGCAACCCUGCCGGCGGCUGUCGACUUGGGGGUGGAGGGUAUGCGGGUCGGCGAGCAGCGACGUGUUCGCGUCCGAGCGGUGGACAACUUUCACGGAGUGAAUCUGCGGCUAGGCGCUGCUGCUGUGGUACCACGUGAGAGUACCCUUUAUUAUGACAUAGAGCUGGUCGGGAUCAAUCCGUAUUCGUAA
Cyanidioschyzon merolae strain 10D is the source of this 822-nucleotide messenger RNA. RefSeq lists its product as hypothetical. The record is from RefSeq and is a predicted model, not a curated record. The coding region runs from base 1 to 822 and encodes 273 amino acids. The transcript has a single exon. NCBI's taxonomy places the organism in Eukaryota, Rhodophyta, Bangiophyceae, Cyanidiales, Cyanidiaceae. Gene Ontology annotation, molecular function: peptidyl-prolyl cis-trans isomerase activity.